GUGAAACCGUUACCUCACACAAUUUCGGCACAAUGAAGCUCUUCUGCUUCCUUGCAUUUCUGGCUUUGUUCGAGAGCAGUGCUACUCAAACUGCUAUAGCGCAGAACUACAUUUACUCGGUGACUGAAAUUAUAGCAGCCUUAAGGGAAAGUGGACAGGAUAUGUAUCAGGCUGAUUACUUCUUCAGGGUCGUAGAAAACCUUAUUACGGGUGUGCCAUUUCAGUUAGCGUCCGGGAUAUUAAAUUCAGUUUGCUCGACGGUGCUGGCGCAGGGCAGAGAUCAAACACCCGAACAGUAUGUACCGAGAAGGGAAGACAUUAAACUACAGCUACGCACCUCUUGCGGAGGACGUGAAUAUGCCAUCGAUAAUAUAUUGGAGCUAGCUGAAGAUCCAGACUUUGAUCCCGAAAAGAAAACUGUAAUUUUUUCAACUGGUUUUCUAUCAACUGUGAACUUUCCUGCAACCGGGGAAUUGGCCCAGGCAUUUAGUUGUCGCGGUGAUACUAAUUUUUUGGUGCUGGACUCCGGUGGAUAUUUGACAACGCUUUAUGUUUGGGCCGCACAAAACACUGAUACAAUAGGUGAAUAUCUCGCUGAGGGCAUACAAAGUCUGAGCCAGAUUAUAGACAUCGAAAAACUGCACAUAAUCGGCCACAGUUUGGGCGCACAAAUAAUGGCAGCUGCCGCCCGGCACUACACUGAUCUCACAGACAAUCAACUACCGCAUGUGACGGGUCUGGAUCCCGCCUCACCCUGUUUUAACGAGGGCGAGGUGCUAACUAUUCUCUCAGCCAGCGAUGCCGAGUUUGUUGACACCAUAAUCACGACUCCCGGAAUUGCGGGACAAUUUGCUGCCAGCGGUGAUGCUACUUUCUAUGUGGGUGGCUUGUUUCCUACACAAGUGCCGUGCACAACUUUGCAGUGUUCUCACGAAAUCGCUAUUGACUACUAUAUAGAAUCGGUCUAUCCAAAUAAUGAGCGGAAUUUUCUAGCAAGGCGUUGCAGUUCACUUUAUAGGCUAAAUACGGGUAGGUGUAACGGUGAUGAAUAUCCAAUGGGCUUAGCAGUACCACACGAUAUAAAGGGCAGGUAUAUCCUGGAGGUGAAUGAGGAGAGACCAUAUGGCAAAAAUGCAACUGAGGACUAUAUGGAUCCAGAAACCACCACUUGUGGCAUUUGCGAAGAAACGGAAGAGGCAAUUGCUUGAAAUUACAGUAUUUUACUGUACUUAGAUAUUUAUAUCAUAUACUUCUUUACUACACUUAUUUACUCCUAUAAACGAAAUAUAUUAUAUAAACUAUUCUUCCGUAUGCCACUCUA
This is a messenger RNA of Bactrocera neohumeralis, 1321 nucleotides long. Its product is annotated as vitellogenin-1-like. The transcript is spliced from 3 exons. Lineage: Eukaryota; Metazoa; Arthropoda; Insecta; Diptera; Tephritidae. The record is from RefSeq and is a predicted model, not a curated record. Gene Ontology annotation, molecular function: lipase activity. Bases 33 to 1208 code for a protein of 391 amino acids.